Molecule: messenger RNA, 583 nt
Organism: Paramecium sonneborni
Lineage: Eukaryota; Ciliophora; Oligohymenophorea; Peniculida; Parameciidae
Source: the annotation of a GenBank genome assembly
AUGUUAGAUUAGCGUCAAACAUUAAGUGAUAUUAAAAAACUUAGAAAUACUCCUUAUGUCUAUUAUAAACAAUACUAAUCUACAGAUAAUAAUUAAUAAUAAGAUUCUAAAUAACCUAAAAUGAUAGCUAGACCAAAUGUUAGGUAUUUGAUGAUUUAAUUUCUGAAUGUAGAUCCUAUCAUUUAUCAAUCGACAUGAAAACCUGUCCAAAUAAUAAUAAUAAUAAAACAAUCUUAGACAAUCAAGUCAAUAACGUGAAAGAACUAAAACUUAGUCUAAUUACAGAGCCUUCAGUAUAAAUUAAAAGGCUGCUGCAAAUUCUAAAAGUUAACCUGAUUUAACUGAUGAUAAUGACACCAUUUUUGUUCCAUAUAGAUAAAGAAACAUUUCUUAAAAUAGUAUCUCAAUUUCAUAUGAAAAUUCUCAAAAAAAAUAGAGUUUUUUACCAAUUAUGAAUAAUUAGGACCCUAUGUUACAAACUUUUGGAAAAUAGGUUAUGAUACUUAAACCAAAGAGAUUCCCUACUGAGAUAUUCUAAGGAAAUGUGAGCAAAAUGAAGAAGCAAUUUCAAUAAAAUUAUUGA